Molecule: messenger RNA, 3779 nt
Organism: Amoebophrya sp. A120
Lineage: Eukaryota; Dinophyceae; Syndiniales; Amoebophryaceae
Source: the annotation of a GenBank genome assembly
GAAAAGUUGGAGCAGAUCGAUCUCAUGGACGAAUGCGAGGAGUAUUUUCGACAAGUUCAUGACCACGAGGCUCAUGCACAAGAUGCUAUUCAAAUUCAUCCUGAUGCUGGGACUAUGAAGCGGCAUACAAAAGGAGCUAACGGAACUGACGGCGGACUUGGGCUUGCCUUCAGCGAUUGUGAGGUGGAGGACGUCGAUGUGAUUCAGCAGCCCGAAAUAAAGCAAAGUGGCGACGAGGAGGUGAAAGAAGUGCAAAAAAACAAUGCCAAUGGUGAGACCACAAGCAAAAGUCUCGCCGGCGUAGUAGGAAGCUCCAGCACGACCUUCGAUGAAGAGGACGAUACAACAGAAGUUGCCGUCGCCCACGAAAUAGAAGAUGUCGACCCUUUGGCGAAAUUAGCCGCGCGAGCUGUUCCCUUAACGAGGUUAAACGUUCUGGCGGCGGGGAUUCGGCGGUUUUUGGCCGCGAAAAGAAGUGCAGCAAAGAUCACAAAGGACUCCUCGUCCGGGAAUGGCGCCGCAGCGGCGUCGAAGGAUAGUAGUUGGCAGGCAGCUCCGGGGGCGUCCUCACCUGAGCAGAGCGAAGAGCUGGAACGCUUGUUCCCAGCAGGUUGUAGUAGAGCGUCGAAAAGAUUUAGAUGCAAGGAAACGCCGGGUAAGCGCUUGCGGAGAAACAAGAAGGUGAAAGCAAAGGACGAGGAGGAUGAUGUGAGCAACUACCCGACGAAGAAAACAACGGACGAGACCACCGUGGAGGAAGACCACGACGGUGAAGCUGAAGAGGAGGUCAUGAAGCUGCUCCACAGUUUAGAAGAAAUCAUCGAAGAUGAUGGAUCCGGAUAUUUUUACGAUAAUGCAUCACCAGCCUACGAUCCCUACAAGAACAGCGACUCGACUAAUCGCGACAAGAAAAUCCGUGACUGUAUACGGGACGUCAGUCUAGUCGAACUUCUGGACAAUUUGGUAUCCUCCUCGGACGAGGAGGAUCAGGGCUGUGGUGCUGAAGUUCUUGGUGAGCAGCACGACUCAACAUCCAAAAAAGCACGACAAGCUCGCGGUACACUUAGGAUGAACCGGCAGCGUUGUAAAGUAUUACGCCUGCAGCGACAAACGAAAGCGAAACUGCUGGAGGCGGCGCUGUCUGUCUACAAGCGGGAGUUGGGAAACAAGAGUUUUCUGUUUCCAACCAUCGCUGAUCUGAAGGAGGCGGGGCUGCUGCGGAAGAACUGGCGCGGCGACAUGCAACUUGUCCGGAAGCGGAGCGAGAAAGAGAUGGAGAUGCUGGCUUUGGUGCGGAAGAUGACAAAAAUGAAGGGCACUGGUUCUCGUAAGAAGCGCGGAAGAAACGGAAAACGCGCCAAAGUAAGGACAAGGAACAAUUUGGGCGUGGUGGGGGGCGGAAGGGGGAACGGCGCGGCGAGUGACGAGGAAGAGGAAGGCGGAACAACUUCGUCAAACAGUUCUUCUGAUGGAAAUGGACAAGAUUUUGACGAAGAUUGUGAAGACAUGUUUGUCGAUUCCGAAGACGAGGAUUUGUUCAGCGUCGACCCCUCCGCGACACCCGGAGCAGCAGGCGCCGCUUUCAAGAGGAAUAGAAGGCUAUCAAGAUUAUCCUCUUCAUCGCUCCACAAACGUGGGAGGAGGAAAAACAAGCGCAGACGAGUCAUUAACCCCUACUCCCCGGUGCAGGGCGUCCCGCGCCACGCCGGGAACGUGAAGCGGGUGAAGAGAGAGGCGAAGAAGGAGGCCGACUUGCUGGGCGAAGGGUGGCUGUACAGUUUGCAGGAAGAGAAGCUGGGGGGAGUUUUGCAGAGAGACAAGGUUGUUGACAGCACCUCCUGCGAGGGGGCUUUACUGCUGUCCUCAGCGCCAGCAGCAGCAGCUGCCCCUGCCGCGGCCGGAAGGCCGCAGCAGCAGAAUGGGCCUCGUUCUAGUUUCAUGUCGUCAUCUAAGAAAGCAAAGCAAGCCUCUGCAUCAAAAAUGAGUGGGGUGGACGAUGGUGAUACAAGUGAUAGCGAGCGUGAAGACGACGUGAAAGAUGCGGAUCAUCCGGGGCUGGAAAUUCCGGAGCUGCAGGACGACGAAGAGGAUCAGCACGAGGAGGAGGAAGACAAAAUGUCGUUCUCACUGGAUGGCUUGGAAGACCAGGGUACCCAAGGCAUGAAGAAGAGGCGCAACAUGCAAAUACUUCAAGCAAAAAACAAAUCGGGUGUGGGUCAACAUCAUGGUCGUCAUCAGGAACGAGACAACAUUUUCGCCAGAAUCUUUCUCAGUGUCAAGGACGCACGGGGGCUGGGGAGCUCCGGUGUGAGCAGCAUAGAGGAGUACGAGAAGCCAGGCUCGCGAACAACGAGGUCAACAUCUACUACUGGAGCGCGGUCUCUGCUUCGAGGAGAACGAGAAGGAGAAAUAAGCGAGGGGAUUAUGGAUGCAAAAGCUCGAGGAGAUAUCGACGAAGAAGACCUCCACGACGCAGAGAAACACCAGGUCGUGGAAAGCAAGAAAUCGACAAGCAGAAAAAACCGAGCCGGAACUACACCUGCUAAGAGGUUGGGUGUAAGAACAAAGGCGAAAGCGAAGCAUCAAAAACUCAACGACAGCGACAAUGAGGAGAACGAGGAGGUGGAUUCUGAAAAGGAAGAUGAACUACUAUCGAAGCAAGCACCGGAUCUACUCUCGGACAUGGAAACCGCCGGCGGUCAUCCCGGGGAUCCAUCUUCAAAGCCAUCCGACCAAAAGAGAAAAGCGCGGCCGUCCGUUCAAGAACAUCUGCUUUCCUCGCAACAAGCCGCGACUGGGCUGAAAAAAGAAAAAACGCUGAUGGAACACGACGUCGCUCAGAAAACCACGAACGGAAGUAAAACAGCGCCAACACGUCCUUUCGACGAAGCUCCGCAGCAACCAGCUUUCACUUCUGCGGCAUCUUCAGAGGCUGAGGCAGCUCCGGCGGCAACAGAAGUUGCGAAAGCCGAGACGCAAACUGGAAAAAUGAACCGAGGUGGAGCAGUAGAGCCUACUCCACCACCACCAGGUCCAUCUACCGCUAAAAAAACCAGCACUUCUUCUGCAGAAAUAACGGGUAGGAGAAAUAACAACAAAACGGACGUCAAGAUGCUUCUUCCAGCACCACCCGUCCGGCCAGCAAUAAAAUCACGAACACUGCUACAACCCUCCGCUUCCAGGACAAUCGCGACGGGGUCUCAGAGUGUCCCGCUAAUGCCGUCGUCAACUUCGAAUUCGAGCCGAAUGCUUUUACAACCAGCCGGGGGCAGAAACGCGACGUCAACUGCAUCUUCCGGAACAAGCAGUAGAACGGCUGGAAUCUUCGCGGGGAACAAAACGCAGCCACCCCCCGGCGUGUUCGCAAGCGCCGCUCCUUCUGGUCGCAUGCCUUCGUCUGGGCGCGCACCUUCUUCAAACAGUGUGAUGUUCAGCAGGGCGGGGCCGUCAACAUCAAGUGGCCGCAUGCCUUCUGGUACAACUGCUCGUGGAGCAGGCGGUCCGAGCGGACGGAUGCCAUCGCUCCCGAAAACAAUGCCUAGUGGUCGCAUGCCGACGGGGACAGCGAAGAAAUGAUGUAGGAGAAUGAAUGUUGAGCGACUUGAUUGACAUAAGAAGACGAACCAGCGACUGAAACAACUGUACUUCGGACAAAACACUAAGUAAGUAGAAACAUCCAGGCGAUCUAGAAUGUACUAGGACGAGGACAAGAAUGAUGACGAAGUUUACGAAUACAUCUUCAACCCGAGCGUGUUUCUAAAGCUUUCAGCUAUCAUCUG